CAAACGCAAUUGCUGCCAAAAGCAGAUGCCAAAAUAACGUAAUCAGCAUGUCAUCCUAUCGCAGUUAUGCACCUUGGAAAUCGAACCUGGGCAGCUCAUACAAGCCGAGCAGCUCUACAUACACUUUGGGAUCGGACUUGGGCAGUGGUGCCACGUCGCGCUACACUUCGCUGGCCACGCCCAGCUCCUACAGGCCCUCGUUCUCUGGCGGCACGUAUCGGAUCAAGCGUGAUCCGCCUGCUCCGACGCCCGUCACCAGCUACGUGAGUCGCUAUGCCAAGACGGAGCCCAGCAAGCCCGAUGUCACCAGCAGCGAUCGCAGCAGUCCCAUCAAACGCUACACGGGAGCCAGCACAAAGCUUAGCAAGUAUGGACGUUCGCGGGAUCCGAGUCCUGUGGCACUGGAGCACACGAAUCGGGCGACAUCCAAGUCAAGGGAUCCCAGUCCGCAGCUAGGGGGAACUGCCUAUCGGAGCAGCGUCUCGAGGAAUGGCUACAACAGUCGCUAUGCACCAAGUGCAACGAGACUUAGUGGAGCCAGUAGCACGCUGGACAAGUCCAUCUCCUAUUUGACGACGAGUGACUUUCAUGCGAGGAGUGCCAGUCGCAAGGCGAGCAGGGAGAAGGAGGUGGAGGAGCAGCAGCCAAAAGCGGAAGAAGUCAAAGAAACAGAAGAUGAGCUGAACAGCAAAGAGGAGGAGCAGCAGGAGGAGAAGGAAGAAGUGCAGCAGGAAAAGGAGGAGCCAGAGGAAACGUUCGUCUCUGUGGUGGUGGUUACGAGAGCCACCUCACCGACGCCACCUGGCAGCACCACAGUGCAGCGCACACGUCGCAUAGACAUAGCCAAGACCAUUGAGAAGACCAUACAGCGGUCGACAAGGAAACGUCAGACGCUGGAGAAGGAGAUACAAUCGGAUCGACUGGAUGACUCCACACGCUAUUUACGCUACAGCGCCGGCGGCAGCAGCUCCAUCAGCUCCAGCUACAGCACGCACAGAGAUCGCAUUAGCAGCCUGCGCUACAGCGCCAGUCCCCAGGCAAGCAGCUCACCCAAGUCAAGCACGCCCAGCGUAGAGAGCAAAAGCAAUGGAGCCGUGAGCCUGGCCAGCAGUAAGUCCUCCAGCAAGUCCAAGCUAUCGCCACCUAAAGCAGUUCGCUUGAAUUCUCGCCAAUCCUCAGUGGAGAAUCUUGUGAACAAACCACCCGCAGUGCCCGCCAAAGCGGAGUCGCCCACCAAGAGCUGCAACGGCAGCAACAGCUCGAGCAGCUCCUUAGCCAAAUGGCCCUGGCCCAACAAGGACUUUCGCAAAAGCUCGUUAAAUGUGGGUCCUACGGAUAGACCGAGGCAGUCUAGAACGCCCAGCAGUGGAGGCGAGUCAGAGGAGCCAGUCGUGGAACGCUCACCAAGUGCAGGAUCAGACUGCAGUGCCUCAAAGCCUGUCAAGCUGACCAAUGGGAAGACAGCGGCGCGACAGCUUAAAGGGCAUAAAUCAUGCAAUGGCAGCAAGGAGAGCAAUGCAAGUAGCGACAGCAAUGGGAGCAAAGAGAGCAGCAUAUGCAAUGGAAGCAAUAGGACCAAUAGAAGCAAAGAGAGCAAACAAAGUAAUGGAAGUAAUGAAAGUAAUAGCAGCAAAGAGAGCAGCAAAGAGAGCAGCAAAGAGAGCAGCAAGGAGAGCAAAGAGAGCAAGGAGAGCAGCAAAUGCAAUGGCAGCAAUGGGAGCAAGGAGAGCAGUGCCAGCUGUUCAACCACCUCUGCUUGCUCCUCGUCCGAUAGCGAACAGCGCGCGAAGACAACUAAAAAAGCUAACAAGAAAAAAGCGCCAGCAAAUGGCAGCCAAAACAAAGUCAAAGAAAAGGAAAGGCAAAGAGAGGGACAGCCGUCGAAAGAGAGUGCGAGCGAGAGCGUAGAAUUAGCAUUGGGCAACCAAAAUAGCAACAAGUCGUCGAUUGAGUCACCCAAUGGGGGGGUGGCAGUGGAUCGGUCGCAGUCGCAGUCGCAGUCGCGGCUACAGAAACUGUCGAAGGUAUCGAAUUUUUUGGCCACUCGUCAGCAAGACACAAAUAGUGAGCCGAUCUUCCUCGAAAGCUCCGAGAGCGCUGGCAGCGAGGCGGAAUCCCAACCAGCUUUGGCCAGUCUCUUGCUAGACACGCAAACGAACGAACCAGCGACAACGACCGCGACGACGACGUCAAAGUCGACGACGACGACGACGACGACAACGAAUCCAACAACAAGUCCCAACCAAACGACUACCAGACUGGAAAGCUUGACCAGCGAGGCGCAGCAGGAGGACACAGAGGAGCCCAGCUGGUGGCAGGACACGAGCUUACAGAUCAACACAGCUUCCGCCUUGGACAACAACAAUCGCAGCGACAUGCCCUACAGACUGAGGCACAUCGAUUCGGGCGAGGAUCAUGCCUGGUGGCUGCGCCCCGAUGAGGAUGAUACGCUGGCAGAGACAACGCUGAAUGCGUUGGAUGACGAGCAGGAUGCGAGUGCUGCGACUUUAUCGCAGGGAGAGACAGGCUACAGAUGGAGCAGCAGCAAGGAGGAGCACGAAAGAGAGAUGGAGCAGGAGGAGCAGCAGAGCGAGCAGGAGCAGCAAGUGAAGCGCAUGCCACGCAGUCGCAUCUCACCCGAGCAGGAUGCCUGGUGGCUAGACGAGGAGCAACAGCAACAGCAGCAGCCGGAAUCCAAAUCGAAUGGCUACCACGAGGAUUGCAACAAUGUGGAGGUGACCUUGAAGCUGCCCAGCAGCAGCAGCAAAAGCAGCCAAUCCGCAGCUAAGUCGCCUUCCUGGUGGCAAGCAGGACCUGCUAAGAAGCUCUUCAAUGUGCAGCGCGUGGAGUCUGGCGAGCGCGCCUGGUGGCAGGAGCAGGAGCAGGUGGAGCCACAGCCGCAGCCAGUAAAACUGCCAACGCCGCCGCCGACGCCACCGCCACGCAUCAUCAAGCCCUGGGACUCAGGUGAACGUGCCUGGUGGCUGGCGGAGGAGGAGCAGCCAGAGCAGCCGGAGCAGCAGGCAGCAAAUGGCGACCAGGUCGAUGCUCAGGUGCUCAAUCAGCCCUGUGAGAUGAGCAGCUCCUUCGAUUUUGCCUACUCGGUGCGUCCGAAUCCGUUAGGUCAGUGCGCCAGUCCGCUGCCGGCAGAGCAAACGGAUCAAAUCGAGCAGCGAAAGCUUUGCGCAUCGCCCUACGAUAACAUUCCAAUGUCAAAAGUUCAAAUGGCAGCGCCGCAGUUGCAGUUGCAGUUGCAGUCGGCGUCACAGUCACCGCCAACGCCGCCGCCGCGCUACUCUUACACGCCGCCCGCGUGCCGUGUGGGCGAUAAGCUUUUCAUUUCGCGUCAUCAAAACAUUGAUGAGCUUUUGGGUGGCGCAUGCCGGCCGCUCAGCCCGCUCUUCUACAGCGGCGGCGGCGCAGCCGAGAGCGACGCGACUUCGCUGCCACUGGCGAGCAAAAAUAUGUUUCUGCUGGAAGAGAUAACGCCGGAUCAAGUGCGCAUUCACGAUAGCACUGCACAGUUGCCGGUUAUAAAGCGCAUGCAGCGCGAUGUGGAAUGGCUAGGGAAUGGCAGCAGCAGCAACUUUUAUGAGCAGCAGAGGCAGCAACCGCAGCAGCGCAGGAUUGAUGACGCAGCCAUUCAGGUGUACAAGGAUGGCGACUUUGGCGCUUAUCUGGAUCUGGAAUCAUCGCUGGCUGAACAGACCGAGGAAAUUGAGGGGCUGCAAGCCAGUCGCAAAAAUUCUUUGGUUAUUCGCACACAGCUGAGCGUUCGCGUUCAUGCCAUUAUAGAGAAACUUCUUUCAUCGGAGGGCAGCGAUCUGCGACGUGCCCUGUUCUCGCUCAAGCAGGUGUUCCAGGAGGAUAAGGAUCUGGUGCAUGCCUUUGUCGCACUGGGCGGUCUCAAUUGUCUCGUGAGCGUCGGCAAUUGCGCCGAUCAAAACUAUCAGAACUAUAUACUGCGUGCCCUAGGCCAGGUCAUGCUCUAUGUGGAUGGCAUGAAUGGCGUUAUGAAGCAUCAGCCCACCAUGGAGUGGCUCUACUCAUUGAUCGCCUCCAAUUACCGUUCAGUGGUCAAGACGGCGCUCAAGCUGUUGCUCGUGUUUGUGGAAUAUGCUGAGACCAAUUGCUAUGUGUUAGUGAGCGCCAUUCAUGCAGUGGACGCAGCCAAGGGCACUUUGCCCUGGGCCAAUAUUAUGAGACUGCUUAAGGACUACGAUAAUGCAGAUGCAGAGCUCGUGAUCUAUGCCACAUCGUUGAUAAAUAAAACCCUAGCCGGCCUGACAGACCAGGAUAGUUUCUAUGAUGAGAGUGAUCUGCUGGAACAGCAGGGCAUGGAAACGGUUAUACAGCGCUAUAUGUCCAAGCCAGGCACAGAUCUGGAUCUGCUUGAUCAAUUGCAGCUGUACGAGGCGGUGUUGAAAUUCGAGGAUGGUGAAUCGGAUGGGCAGCGUUUGCCACAGAACUCAAUGCGUAAGACUCAACGCUAUCGUCCGGGCGCCAGCACCACGGAGCGACGCAAAUCGCGUCGGCACAGCACGGACAAUAGUCCGGCGCCUUUGACCAAAGUGCUGCCCACACAAGUGCUGCGCAUGACACCCACGCAGGCCACAGUCGAUGAGGAUGAUAGCUCUGGCUCGACUAAUUCUACAGAGUUCAGCAGCGGCAUAUUUCAGGAGAAGAAACCGCGCGAUGGCGCAGGUGUCACACCCGGACUGAGACGUCGACGUGAGCGCGCGGAGCGGCACAAGAGUUUCCUCAAGGAGCAGGAGGAGGCAGCGGCCAAUGGCAUCUUUGCAGCACGUGAGCUGCGUGAAAGCUAUGGCCAAAUCGUAACCGCCAUUCCUGCAACCAUAAAAAGCGGCGACAGUCCGCCGCAAUCGCUGCAAUCGCUGCAACCUGAGCUGCCUGAGCUCACGCCCACGCCCUGCAACAACAACAACAACAACAACAGCCACAGCCACAAUAACAACAACAACAAUAGCAACAAUAGCAAUAGCCAUCACACCCACAACAACCACAUUGACACGCCCAACAACAGCUUGCUGCUGAGUCCCACGAAGCAGCUGUUGAGCGGCAGCCAGAGCAUCUCGAUCAUCAACAACAGCUUCGACAAGGCCAACAACAAUAUGAACAACCAGAAUGAGUUCCUUACCAAAAAGAAUCUCUUUCGGGAGCGCAACGCAACUGUGAUCAACGGCAUCAUGAAGAACAUACAGCAGACAGACAGUGCCUACAAAAAGUAUGAGAACGAUGCCAAUCGACUGAACAACUACUACACACAGCUCAACCAAUCGCCCAAGCAUCUGGCCGCGGCACAGGAGAAGUCGCUGAAUGGCAAUGGCUUUGAAUUUGUGCCAGACAGUUCAACGCCUCUGAAGGCGGAUGCUUUGCCUGCGCCCGAACCGCUGAGUCCCAUACACAAGCCAGCGGCAGUGGCGCCACCGCCUCCACCGCCUCCACCACCGCCACCACCACCUGGCUGGUGGCAUAUGCCCAUAGCCACCAAUACAAAUGCAGCUAGAACCCUAACCAGUACUAACCCAGAGCCUCCAACAGCUAUGGAAGCAACAGAUCUGGAAGAUAAGGAAAUGCUAAUGCAGCUGAAACGUGAUCAUACCGUCAAAGAUUUGACACAGAAAUUAUGCAAUCUGCCCACAAGUCCCACACAGGAGCCAGGCAGCCGUGCCAUAGUGGGAGACAUGUCUGGCCUUAUUUCGAAAGCCAAAGAGGGGCUUGCCAAAAGCAAGAGCAAAGGUGAAAUUUCACGCUCAUCGAGCGUCGAUCAGGAACUGAAGAAGGCUGAGCCGAAGAAAUCCGAGAAUGAGCUGCACUGGGAGGAGCUGGUUCGCAAUAUGACGCGACCCUUGAAUCUAUGUGAUCUCGACUUUACCGAUCUGCAUUCGGACGAUGAAAAGGAUGUGCUGGCACCACGUGGUCUCGGCGCUGGCAUACCGCCACCGCCGCCACCACUUGGAGGCGGCAUGGUCAUGCCACCGCCCAUGAUGCCGCCCUGCUUGAUGCCGCCGCCCAUGUUUAGCUACGCGGGCUACGGAGCGAGCAGCCUGACGAACAGCGUGAAUAGCUCACUGAAUGGCUCCAUCAACGGGGAACUGGCCAAUGGCAAUAAUACCAUCAAAAAGAACAAGAAGACGGUCAAGCUCUUCUGGAAGGAAGUGCGCGAGGACAUGAUUCCACCGGUGGUAGGUAAAACGAUUUGGGACGAGCUGCCCGAUGCCAAUGUGGACACACAGAAGCUGGAGCAUUUGUUUGAGUCGCGCGCCAAAGACUUGAUGACUAAGGAGAAGCAACAGGAGCUGAACAAGAGCAAAGAGAUCAUCGUGCUGGACCACAAGCGCUCCAAUGCCAUCAACAUUGCAAUGACCAAGCUGCCGCCACCGCGUGCCAUCAAGGCUGCCAUCUUGAAGAUGGAUGCGACUGUGGUCACGCGCGAGGGCAUUGACAAGCUGCUGAAUAUGCUGCCCUCGGAUGAGGAGCGUGGCAAAAUACAGGAAGCCCAGCUGUCCAAUCCGGAACUGCCGUUGGGCAGCGCCGAGCAGUUUCUGCUCACGCUGGCCUCCAUCACAGAGCUGGGCGCACGUCUUAAGCUGUGGGCCUUCCGCUUGGAUUUCGACAACUGCGAGAAAGAGAUUGCCGAGCCGCUGAUGGAUCUCAAGCAAGGCAUUGAGAUACUGCGUCAGAAUCGCACCUUUCGCAGCAUACUCUCCACGCUGCUCUCGGUGGGCAUCUUUUUGAACGGCGCUCCAGUGAAGGGCUUCCAGAUCGAGUAUCUGGCCAAGGUGCCGGAGGUUAAGGACACAGUGCACAAGCAUUCGCUGCUGCAUCAUCUCUGCCACAUGGUCAUGGAGUCCAGCAGCGAUACAACGGAUUUGUAUUCCGAAAUUGGACCCAUUACGCGUGCCUCUAAAGCCGACUUCACCGACCUCGCACACAACCUCACCCAAUUGGAGUCGGAGUGCAAGGCAUCGUGGGACCGUCUCAAGCUCAUAGCCAAGCACGAUUGUGCCCCGCCUCUCAAGCAGAAGCUGGUGGAUUUCCUAGCCGAUUGUGCCGAGCGCAUCAUCAGUCUGCAGACGGUGCAUCGGCGCGUGAUGAAUCGCUAUCGCAAGUUUUUGCUCUGGCUGGGCAUGCCGCAGCACAGUGUCUCGGAGUCGCGACCGAAUGAAUUCUGUCGCACGCUCUCCGAGUUCGCGCUGGAGUAUCGCACGACUCGAGAGCGCGUGCAGCAGCAGCUCGAGAAGAAGGCCAACCAUCGCGAGCGCAAUAAGACGCGCGGCAAGCUGAUCAUUGAUAUGGUCAAGUUCAAGACCAAAGAGGAUGUGGCUGAUGCCGAGCUGAAACAACUGCUGGGCACACCGAGCCCCGAUCAGGCGGAUGGCACGCUCACCUGGCGACGUCGCCGUGCCGAGCAGCUGCGCUCGCCCAUUGCCAGGCAGAGCGAGGAGCAGUUCACCGACGGCGAUGAUGAAAUACUCGAAUCGCUGGUCAAGACAGCGACAAAGGCAUCGGGCAUACGGACAACGCCACGUGAACGCAAGCGUACCCGCCAUGCGGAUCGCAAGUCCUCGCGCUAUGUUUAGGCACAACCAAACACACCCACACACACACCUCUGCAAACUCGAGGCUACAACAACAAUUCCAAAAAAAUGAAACCAAACUGAAAAAAGAAACCAAAUCUAAAAGCUGAUUAUUCCCGUACUUAAAUUUGAUGACUUCCCCGCGACCCCAACUCAAAAGCUUACGCACUUUUUUCAGUUCUUUGCUAGCUUUACGUAUCGGUUUGCCUAUAUUGGGUUUUUAAUUUUAUGUUUUCUUACCAUUAACGCACCCAACAACAAACAAUAAAACCAAUCAACCAA
Molecule: messenger RNA, 7883 nt
Organism: Drosophila hydei
Lineage: Eukaryota; Metazoa; Arthropoda; Insecta; Diptera; Drosophilidae
Gene: Fhos
Product: FH1/FH2 domain-containing protein 3
Exons: 19
Coding region: 48-7604 (2518 amino acids)
Biological process (GO): cortical actin cytoskeleton organization; actin filament network formation
Cellular component (GO): cytoskeleton; cytoplasm
Molecular function (GO): actin filament binding
Source: RefSeq, a predicted model, not a curated record